Molecule: messenger RNA, 1518 nt
Organism: Sungouiella intermedia
Lineage: Eukaryota; Fungi; Ascomycota; Pichiomycetes; Serinales; Metschnikowiaceae
Source: the annotation of a GenBank genome assembly
AUGAAUUUUACCCUCAAGUGGAUAAAUGUAUUCUUCAUACCUUCUUUCAUUAUUUUACCAUUGAGUGAACAUAUUACAUUCAUAGAGUGUUUGAAGAUUGCUGCCGUUUUUGUUGUUGGUGGUGUUGUUUUGAUGGUGUUGGACGUAUAUAUGAUCAUGUUCUUCAAGAUGGUUUUGCAUGCACUUGGUGUCUACUCCUUCGAUCUGGACAAGCAAAGUGAUAAGCUGGACCCGGAGGAAAACGACGAAGAGAUUGAACUUUUCAACUUGAAUAGGCCAUUUGUUGCCACAACCCAUGAUAUUACCACCAUUGAUAUGUCAAACUUACGACCGAUCAGAACAGAACCGGCUCAUAAGCCUAGGACAUUCUCAGUUAUCUCAAAUCCAUUUGAUGACCCCACUUCGCCUGAAGUCCAACGGGUGAAUACAACUCCACACUUAGGGUCUGGUUCCCAAAGGCAGAAGUGUACGUCUUUACAAGAGCAGACAUCGAUUGGAUCGUCGAAUCAAGAAGAGGCAGCUUUGGAGGCUACCGAUUUUGAUCAUUUGUCACUUCUUGCACAAAGGUCAGCCAUCUUCGUUACAAACUACAUUGACUGGUUUUUGUAUUUGAUACUUUUCUUCGUGUCGCUUCCAUUCUACUACAUCAAAUCUAUCCAUGUGAUGUUACCAUAUCACCUAGGAUUGACUGUUAUUUCAUACUAUAUUGCGUUGCUUCUUCCUAUGAAAUGGCCACGGCUAAGAAAAUUUGCACAUCCAAUUUUAGUUCUGACAGCAGAGAUUCUUUUUGUGUGUUUUAUUGGUUCCCUAAUCUACCAUAAGGGAGAACCAAGUGGAUUUUUGCAGGAUUUGAGAUAUUAUAAGACGGGAAAAACCUACCUAAAUUUGUUCGGCAACAAGACUUUGUGGGAUAAUGGGCAAGUGGUGCCUGAGUCCGAACUUUCCAAGCACUUCACCUCCGAACCUCUUUGGCCAGGUUGUGGGGAUUUCCUUUCUUCGUUAAUGGACAUUUCAAUUGUUUCUUUAUCAUUACCCAUGUUUACUCACAGGAGAGAUUUCCUCAAGAAUUUUUGGGUGUUGAUGCCUCCACUUGUCGUUUCCAUGGCCCUCACCUUCUUUUGCUAUCCGAUAAUUUGCUACAAAAUUGGAAUAAGUUCCGAAAGAUCUAUCGGUUUCAUUGGCAGACUGGUAACUUUGGCCCUCGGAACCCCAUUGAUCAGUUCUCUUGGUGGAUCUGUGUCAUUAAUGGCAGUUUGUACCAUCUUAAGUGGAAUAUGUGGAGUUCUUAUUGGUGAUCUGUUCUUCAAAUUGUUGAGGAUUCCAUCAAAUGACUUUGUUACGAGAGGUGUGACUUUGGGAAUCAAUUGUGGUGCAAUUGCUACAGCUCAUUUGCUUAAUGUGGACCCUCGAGCUGCCUCAAUGAGUUCGUUGAGUUUUAGCAUUUUUGGAACGAUAAUGAUUAUUUUGGCAAGUAUCGGUGCAGUGAGAGACCUUAUGCAGAGCUGGGUUGGAAUGUGA